AUGUCGCUUCAGGAAUCCUUCAGGCAGAGCAAUUCACCGGGGCAAGAAGCUUGCAGUCCAUCGCGGUACUUCGAGGAGGACACCUACCCUUCGAGUCCACGCGAUGCAGAGUUCGAGCGGCAAGCUGCGCCUCCCAGCACUGGAAGGCAGUCCCAGGAGCUCUUGCGCGAGAUGAGAAGGCUGAGGCAGCAGAUGGAGCAAAUGGCUGAGCUGGAGAAGCUUGCGGCCGGACGAGAUCCAGGUGGGCGGGGACCACGUCUUGCAGUCUUCGUACGUCAGGCGCACUUAUGGUUGGAUGUUUAA
Symbiodinium sp. CCMP2592 is the source of this 303-nucleotide messenger RNA. Lineage: Eukaryota; Dinophyceae; Suessiales; Symbiodiniaceae. The record is from the annotation of a GenBank genome assembly.